Mauremys reevesii (Reeves's turtle) is the source of this 3760-nucleotide messenger RNA. RefSeq names its product hydroxyacylglutathione hydrolase, mitochondrial. The coding region runs from base 80 to 1012 and encodes 310 amino acids. The record is from RefSeq and is a predicted model, not a curated record. Gene Ontology annotation, cellular component: mitochondrion. Gene Ontology annotation, molecular function: hydroxyacylglutathione hydrolase activity. Gene Ontology annotation, biological process: glutathione metabolic process. Lineage: Eukaryota; Metazoa; Chordata; Testudines; Geoemydidae. The transcript has 9 exons.
GGCUGGCGGCGGGUCAGGGAGGAAAGGGAAAGGGGCUGAGGCUGGGGCUGGCGCGGAGGCAGCCCCGCCGCCCUGGACCAUGGUCUGCGGGAGCAGGCGGAGGCUCGGCCGCGCGUUGGCUUUCCUGGGAGCGGCGGCGGGGCUCCGAGCGGGUGCAACACGGCCAGGAGCUGGCUUCCUUCACACCAACUCUGAUCUGAGAAAGUCUAAGCUAGUCACACAGACCAACAUGAAGGUGGAGCUGCUUCCGGCCCUCACGGACAACUACAUGUAUCUCAUCAUCGAUGAGGAAACCAAAGAGGCAGCGAUUGUUGACCCUGUGCAACCCCAGAAGGUUGUGGAAGUGGUCAGAAAGCACGGCGUGAAGCUGACUACGGUUCUAACCACCCAUCACCAUUGGGACCAUGCCGGGGGUAACGAGAAGCUUGUGAAGAUGGAGUCUGGGUUAAGAGUGUAUGGGGGAGACAACCGAGUGGGAGCCUUGACACAGAAAGUGUCUCACUCUACAUCAUUUCAGGUGGGAUCUCUUCAUGUGAAAUGCCUCUAUACACCAUGUCACACUUCUGGACACAUCUGUUAUUAUGUGACUAAACCAAAUAGUUCUGAGCCUCCCGCUGUCUUUACAGGUGACACGCUGUUCGUGGCUGGCUGUGGGAAGUUCUUCGAGGGAACCCCAGAGGAAAUGUACAAAGCACUGAUAGAGAUUUUAGGCCGCCUGGACCCUGAAACGAGAGUUUACUGUGGUCACGAAUACACUAUCAACAACCUAAAAUUUGCCCGUCACGUUGAACCCAAUAACGCUGCCAUCCAACAAAAACUAGCCUGGGCGAAGGCAAAAUAUGACAGUGGCGAACCAACUAUCCCGUCUACUAUUGCAGAAGAGUUUACAUACAACCCCUUCAUGCGAGUGAGAGAGAAGACAGUCCAGCAGCAUGCUGGGGAAACCGACCCCAUUCGAACAAUGGGAGCCAUCAGAAAAGAGAAGGAUAACUUCAGGGUACCAAAAGACUGAGUACUUUGCCUGAAACACUUCCCUGUCAGUUUUAUCAUGUUUUAGGAACUAGAAGUUUCAUUGUUCUGUUGUGGUGGAGACACAUUCACAGUUAGGUUUUUUUAACUGUCUUAAGGGGGAGUGGGGAAAAAAGCACUUUGCUCUUGUUGAGAUGUUCUAUGGCAUAUUUAUAAGAUGUUAAAGAAUAUUUAUUCCUGGCUUGCAAACUGUCAGAUGCAGUGAGGUUUUGCAUGAAUCCUUACACAUGUUCAGUAUGUGGUGGUGGGAGGGGAAGGCACAUUUGAGGGCUCAGUCCGUACCAGGGGAAGACUCAGUUAGCUUUAUAGGAGAACUACCUGCAUAUGGACUGCAGGAUUGGGCCAGGAGACUUCUACCAUUAAAGCAAAACUGUGGAAUACACGUAACCAAAUGCCUGUCUAAAGAAGAAUCCUUUUGCAACUUAUGAAAUUAACCUUUCUGAUUCUGUCACUUUAAGAUCUGCUACAUUCAUUCGUCAUAGUGCAGUGCUCACUUUGCCACCAGCAAUUAAGGGUCUAAUUCAUUAAAUAUGCUGCCCAACUUGCUUGGUAUAUGGAUACAUCUGGCUGUAGAAAUAAGACUGUCCAAGCUUGCAUUAGAGACUAGUUCCCCACCACCCCUUUCCUUCUGCAUCUUAGAGAUGAAUAAUUUCUAGACAGCAUGUUUUUCAGACUGCGCCUUCAAGUAUGAACAGCUGAGUAUUAACGGCUUAAAAAGCAGCUUGCAUGUACCCACUGACUCCCCUCCAAAGCACACUAUGAAUCGUGCCUGUAACAACACCGAGCCUGAGGUAGGGACUCGGCCGAUAGACCAGUAUGAUCCUAAAGAGAACUAACUUGGUCUAGUGAGUAAAUGCAUGUCCUACAAGUUUGAGUAGAUAUUACGUUAGACCAUAGAUCUAACCUCUCCUACCAUUGUGCCAUCAGGAUAGCUUCUUUAUGCUAUAAAUGCUACUUUCACCUAACAGGAUUAGCCCAACUGAUCCCUCCAGCCAAAAGAUUUGAGAGUCCUGGUUACUGUUGUGCCCAAGAUCAUCAAGGUACCAGCUAUUUUGGAAGAGUGGCUACCCUUCAGGGCCUGCUUCAAAAGGAGCAGAAACGAGAGUUGCCUGGUUGAACCCCUUAGCUCUUGCAACCUCCUAGUCUUCCAGCAGAAGCUUCUUUUAGAGAGUCCUGUUAAAUGUAAAGAAAUCAAAGCUUGCCCUGGUUUCUAGGCAGGUCCAGGAUGUCUUCCAACACAACUUUUGUUCCUUAAACUUUCCUUUCAUUGCCCUUGUGGCUCAGAACCCUCCCCUCCCUGGUUUGAAUGGCAGGCACAUCUAGAUGAUCGGAGUGGGCAGCCAGCCUGAAACAGACACGGGAACGUCCUCUCCAGACCGCUGUGCUCAUUUGAACACGCUGUUAAUCCUGGUGAACAGAGCACAAUUUUAUGAAAGUGGCUUGACAGCAUGGAAACCCUGCCUCCCUGGUAGAGACCUUGCAUGGCACAGAGGGGGUGAAUUAAGCCUGAUUUAUUUUGUUCCCCACCCUUUCUCUGGGUCUUUGUUUUCAUGCUGCUCGUGGUUUGAUACUGUGGACAAAAAGGACCACUUGGUCUCUUUCAGAGCAAAGGAUGGUCUUCCAGAUCUCUCAGUAACUGCUGGGGUGGGGCGAGAAUAGGCAGAAUUUUGCCAUGUCACAGAACUGCUGCCCAGAGUUGUCAGUGUCCAUGUUGGAAGACAGGCUUCAGGUGAGCUGGUGGGGGGGGGGGGGGGCGCUAGCCAUGGUGUCAGUGCCCCCUUGCCAUCUGUGCCACAAAUCAGUGUUCGUUUCGGCCCCCUUAUUAAAAAGGCUUCUUUUAAAUACAUGGCCAAAAGCGGCCUAUUAACACAAGCGGCUCAUUCUGUCCUCCUCGGAGCAACUUCCACAGCUGCAUCUCUGAGCCAGAGCUGGUGUCACUAGUCUUCAGAGAACUGCGCUUUAAGGAGGAUAGUUUUCAAAAGUAACUUCCCUCCCACCCCAAGUGGCUAGAGCAGAGGAGUCCUGGCUCCCCUCAGUGGAGUCUGUUUCUGACCUUGGACAGGCCCUGACCACCUCUGUCCCUCAGUUUCUGCAUGGUUGAACAAUGCAUGGAUGUCCUGCCUUCAGGGGGCUAGGGCUAAUGUAUGUAGGUUUGUAAAGUGCUCGGAGACUCUGGCUUUCAUCCAGGGAUAUCACUAUAAAUCUCUUUGACUCUCCUCCCCUUCCCCCCUCUUUUUUUUUUUAAAGAGCCCAUAGCCAUGUAAGAGUGCCCACAUUUGGAUAUGUGAUAAUUGGGAGGGUGAAUACUAGUCAACGUGUGGCUACUGUAGUAUCUGUUUUAAGCUCUGCAGUGGUUAUUACUCAAAUGCAGCAAAGAUGCAUGUUGCUAUUAAUACUUUCCCUUUUAACACCUGUCACUGUUACAGUGCAAGUUCUGUGUCCUUAGGCUCACGUUUGAUGUCCACAGAUGCAUGUACCUUAGGAGCAGGGCCUCGGGGGAGGGAAGCUUGCAGGGACAGUUUCUGUAGGAGUUCACCGUGCAAUAUUUCCAUCUUGCCGGUGAGAACAUGAUAUGAGCACAAAGUGGUAGAAUACACACUUGAAAAAUUCUGACACCCAUCUCUUAAUGAACUGGGCUCCUAAUUACAUUCUCCUCCUGUAUCUCUUCUGAUUGCACAGUUACCAACUAAAUGUAUGUUUUUCAAUAAAUGCUUCACAGCUGAAACAGUAA